CACUUCAUUCAGCAUAACUAUCCAAAUACAUGAGCUCAAGUGUGUCGACAUUAUACUAUUACCAUGUCCCAGUACCGCUAUUCUCCGCUUUCACCGGGACGUGACAGUAUUCGCCUGCUUCGCCUAAUGCCACAUGAAGACGAGACGGCUGACAUACAAUGCGAACUCUUCGAAUACUCUCUACCGAACUCGUGCAAAAGAACUCAUAUGUACGAUGCUCUGUCAUAUGUGUGGGGUAAUCCAGACGAGAAGCUACCUAUCUUUAUAUACAAAUAUAGUUUUGAUGUCACGGUCAACCUUCGCGCGGCGCUUUUACAUCUUCGAAAUCACUCUAUUGAGCGAAUUCUAUGGGUAGAUGCCAUUUGCAUCGACCAAGCGAAUCAGGAAGAGAAGGAGCACCAGAUUCAGUCAAUGGCGAAAAUCUAUGGUCAAGCAAACCGUGUAGUCGUUUGGCUAGGAGAGGCGGCAGACGAUAGCGAUUUAGCGCUCGAAGAGAUACGAGUUACUAGGGACAAGAUGUCUACAAACUCUUUAGACAGUAAAAGGAUCCAACAAGCAGUCCUUGCACUGCUUCAACGACCGUGGUUUCGGCGCAUCUGGAUACUCCAAGAAAUUGCCGCAGCUCGACAUGUCCUGAUUAUGUGUGGGUCUAAAAAGAUUGACGGGUACGUUUUCUGCUUAGGUGUAGAUGCAUUAAAGGAUUUGUAUGAAGCUCGCCCAGACUUGCAAGGGUUGAUCCGUUCAGUAACCUAUCUAAUCAGAGAAGCCAUCUUUAGACCUGGCUACUCAGUGGGUAUUUCAGGCAGGUCUUCUCUAGAUAUAUGCCCACUAGGCGAAUUGAUGGACAUGUAUCAUGCCCAUGAGGCUACCAAGCGUCACGAUAAGGUGUAUGCCCUGCUCGGCAUGAGCUCUGAUGAUCUUAGCGAAGCUGACCUGAUGCCCAACUACGGAGAUCCAUGGGAGAAACUCUUGCAGCGACUCGCCAAGUUUCUUCUCAGUGAAAAGAUAUCUGUGGAGGCUUGGGGUGAUGAAGAGGUCGCAGCAAUCAAGAGCAAGGGUUGUAUUCUUGGUAAAGUCUCCUCAGUGCUUAGAGAUACUGCUUUGGAUGGCAGACAGAGUGUGGAUGUUAUUUUCAAGAGCAUAUUGGGGCACCCGGAAUAUACGGGAACGCAGCGCUGGACUCUCCGGCCCUCGGCAAAAUCCAUUCGAGAUGGAGACCUCAUCUGCCUUCUUCAGGGAGCUUCAAAGCCUGCGAUCAUCAGAUUAUGCAAAGACUAUUUUGCCAUUAUUAUGAUUGCAGCUACUCCUCUAGAGAACACACGAAUGGAGGAAGGAUAUAUCGAGUGGCCGAAUCUCUUGCAAUCAGUAACAACCUUCACCCGCGAUUUUCUACUUUUCUGGGACUGGAAAAAAUCCUCAGAAAAGUUCCAAAAUCCAGCAGAAUAUGACACUUUGAUACGAACGGACGAUUCGGCGUCAGAAUAUUUCAAGAUAGGCAGGGAGGGCUGUCUGGACAAUGCGACUAGAACAUGGAACAUUGCACUAAUAUUAGGAGACCUUGGAGAAUACAAAGGAGCAGAAGAGAGGAUUCUAGAAGCAAUCGAGGGCUAUAAGAGAGCAUUUGGAGUAGAAUAUCCGUACACGCUGAAAAGUCAAUACGGUCUAACGCCGCUAUCAUGGGCCACGGGGAACGGGUAUGAUGAUGUAGUACACCUGCUCCUGGCGAAUGAUGCUGUCGACCCGGAUUUGAAGGAUAGUCAAUACGGUCGAACGCCACUCUGGUGGGCAGCUGAGGGAGGUCACGAAGCUGUGGUUAAGCUGCUGCUUGAGACGGGCAACGUCGAGGUCGACGCGAAGGACAGCGACGAUCGGACGCCACUCUCGCGGGCAGCCAAGGGAGGUCACGAAGCUGUAGUUAAGCUGCUGCUUGAGACGGGCAACAUCAAGGUCGACGCGAAGGACAGCGACGGUCGGACGCCACUCUCGCGGGCAGCUCAGGGAGGUCACGAGGCCGUGGUUAAGCUGCUGCAAUCAAGCACUAGAUAGCUGUUCCUCUUGUCUCCCCUUUACGCCCACCACUCCCUACUUCACUGCCCAGAUUUCCUAUAUACUUGGCG
Molecule: messenger RNA, 2117 nt
Organism: Bipolaris sorokiniana ND90Pr
Lineage: Eukaryota; Fungi; Ascomycota; Dothideomycetes; Pleosporales; Pleosporaceae
Exons: 2
Coding region: 64-2046 (660 amino acids)
Molecular function (GO): protein binding
Source: RefSeq, a predicted model, not a curated record